Messenger RNA from Fusarium coffeatum, 1119 nucleotides. RefSeq lists its product as uncharacterized. NCBI's taxonomy places the organism in Eukaryota, Fungi, Ascomycota, Sordariomycetes, Hypocreales, Nectriaceae. The record is from RefSeq and is a predicted model, not a curated record. The coding region runs from base 1 to 1119 and encodes 372 amino acids. The transcript has 2 exons.
AUGGGUCUUUUGUCUUCCACAGAAGAAGAAGAUUCUACUCCGCGUUCUUUACAACUCAGCAAUCUAGAGCAUCGCAUUCCAAUGCCUCGCUCAUUGACUUCCGUCUCCAACCUGGAAAUCCGCGACCUGAAUCGCGACCAGGUCCGCUUUUACCACCCGGGUUAUUUAAAGCCGUUGAACCUCCUCUUCUGUCUGCCGCGCGUUGAUUAUGAGCCUUUGAGAGGGGCUUGGGGUGUUCAUUUCAAGACUGCUCUCACAGCGUGCCAAAUCAUUGCGAAUAAUGCUUUUGGGAGUGGACGCUUGGCGAGGGAUGCUGAGGGCAAGGAUGUUGUUUCGGACGAUGAUCAGAUUUUGCUGAACAGGGAUUAUUGGUUCUUUGUGGAUGGUGAAGAACGAUAUCCAAUUGUUCCAAGCUUUAGAGAUUGGAAAUUUCCUCACGAUGAAUUGCCGGAUUGGUGGUCUCCCCCUGCUUGCGCAACCACCCUCCACAGCAAGCGAUGCGCCGUCACAAACACCAGCUACGCAUUUACAUGGGCGCAUUUAAUUCCCCGCGAGGAACAGCAGUGGUUUAACAAGAAUGGCAUGGGUCUUUACGGUGGAGGGUCACAUACAAUCGACGACCCGCACAACAUUCUUCCACUAAAGGCUGAUCUCUACGUCUGCUUUGACCAAAGUGUUUUUGCACUCAUUCCCAAAAUCGCAAGAUCACCUGACGGAAGAGAAAGUUCGCCUCAAUAUGUUCUUCACGUUCUUGACGGUCGAGAAGCGGAAUUCACAGCACUCUAUCAAAAUCGCCCCGUCGAAACACUCGCCGAGGGAAGUCGCGAAUAUCUUUUCGCACGCUUCGCAUGGUCUAUCUUCUCAUUCCUCAAACCCUUCCUCACAUCCGGUGUCGGUCGUCGCGUAGUACGCUACCGUGUCCGCGCCGCGGACGAAGACGCCGAAGAAGAACAUCUCGUUUCAGAAAUGCAAAACAUUUUCCUCGAUUCGCGAAAGCUGGAUCAGCUGUACGGUGGCAAUGGACGAAGACGGGCGCCUUCUUUGGAGGGGAGUUAUGUGGAUGUUGAGGAUGAGUGGGAUGAGGAGAAUGCGGGUCGGACGUUGGAGAUGGAGGCUUGA